CUGCCCUAAGACUAAGACUUGCCGCACUGUAAUUACACACGAGUUCGGGAAACAGGACCAAAGAAAAAGGACGAAGACGAGGACGAGAACCAACAAGUUGCCAACACUGAACUCAGUCCGAUUUCCGGGAAGUGAAAGCAGCAAAACGGCAGCCGUGGAUACCAACGCGCUGCGCAGCUCAGCCACUGUGAAAGUGACCCCCUCGACGGCGACGACGACGACGACGACGCCCCUGACAAUUUGUCAGCCGCCCCCGCCCACUCCGCCCUACCAGCGGCUAACCAAAGCGCUGCAAUGCGAUCCGCGCUGCGGCCACGAGGUAACCAUCGGCCGUCGCAUUGGCCUCUACAGAUUUUGUGGCGACAUCGGACGCGGCAACUUCUCGAAAGUCAAACUCGCAGUGCACCAAUUGACGCGUGACAAAGUGGCCAUUAAGGUGGUGGAUCUGGAUCGGGCCGGACUCGAUGCCAAGGCGCUUCGAAUGCUGUCCAGUGAAAUAGCCACUCUCGAGUGUGUUCAUCAUCCAAACAUAUUGAGGCUUUUCGAGGUGGUCGAGACUUUGGGUAGAGUUUAUCUGGUCACGGAGUGGAUUCGCGGUGGUGAGCUCUAUAACCACAUUACCCAAGGCGGUCCUUUGAGAGAAAUUCAUGCGGCUCCUUUAUUGAAACAGCUUCUGCUGGCCGUCAAACAUAUGCACAGUUUGGGCUAUGUGCAUCGGGACAUCAAGGCGGAAAAUGUGCUGCUCCUCUCAGAAGAUCGCCUCAAGCUGGCCGACUUCGGUUUCAGCACCCAACUUAUCAAUGGUGCCAAUCAAAAGCUCGAUACGUUCUGCGGCUCACCUCCGUACGCGGCGCCCGAGCUCUUCUCCGAUGACCACUACAUCGGUGCUCCGGUGGACGUCUGGGCCCUGGGCAUCCUGCUCUACUUCAUGGUGGUCGGCAACAUGCCCUUCCGGGCACCCACCAUUCCCGGCCUCAAGGCAGCCAUUCUCAAGGGCGACUAUCUGCUGCCCGGCCAGCUCAGUUUGCCCUGCAUAAGACUUAUACAACGCAUAUUGAUCCACAUACCUGCACAGCGGCCCACCAUCGACGACAUGCUGAACAGCCAGUUUGUUACCUGUCCCAAGCUGAGUGCCGAUCUGAUGCAGUGGGAGAUCAACCAGCACAGUAAGCCGGCGAAGCGAUCGAUCUUCUGGGUGCGCAGCAAGUCGCAUCGUUUGAGGAAAUCCGCCUCCCUGCGCGAUCGGUAUGCGGAGGUGGUCAAGAAGCCGGCCAUUAGUAUGAAUACGCGGCAACAGGACGAGAUGUUUGUGCAGAAUUACCUGCAACCCAUUGAGAUGGGCCACGAACUGAUGGUUCAUCACGUAGCGGGAUCAGGAUCGGGUCAGCAGUUGAAGGAGCCGCCGGAGCAGGUGAAAAGGCCAACGAGGCGGUACAUGCUGUGCGGCAGUCUCAAAAAGAAGGUGACGCCCAUGGAAACGGAGCCGGAGAAGCAAUUGGCCAAUGGCACACAGACCAAGAUGAAUCCCUGGAACGUGGAGGUGGCCGAGGAUUGUCCGCUGUUCAAAAACUAUGAUGCGGAGACGGGCAGCUGCAUCAUGUUGCCCACCAGCACCGAGGAUCUCAGCCAACUGGGAGCCUUGGAGUUCGAGGCCAGGCAAAUCCUUGCCGAACUGGGCCUGUCCUCUGAGAUGCUCAUAAAUGCGCGGCAAAGUGGACCCCGUUCCGAUAUCAUUGGAGCCUACAGGAUUGUGGUGAAUCGAUUGCAAAAACAAUCCUGGCUGGCAAGGAAACAUGUGGAAAUGGCGCUGCACAGUGAGCCAAAGGUGGAAAAGCGCAUCGAGAGAUCAUGCUGCAUACUCUAAGGCUCAGCCGUGAAUAGAUGUUGAAUGUUUAUACUACUCUCCUGGUCCUGGUGGUCCUUGGAUUAGCCCGAAAGGAAAGGCAAACUUUGGGUUCUAUGGCAUUUGGCUGGGAAAUAGGGCUUCAUUGGAUGUACCUACUUUGGAAAAGGCUUUUUAGGGAAUUUUUCUGAGAAAUACAAGUUAUUUCCUUAAACCUUCUUUGGAAAAUCAGGAAAACAGAGGUUCUGAGAACUACAAUUCCUUAUUUCUUUGUGAUUUGAUAAUCUGAAUUAAUUUUGCUGAGAAAUAGAGGCUAUUUCGAUAAACCUUCUUUGGAAAAUCAGGAAAUCAGAGGUUCUAAGAAAUACAAUUCCUUAUUAUAUUUGUGAUUUGAUAAUCUAAAUUUAUUUUGCUAAAAAAAAAGGGGUUAUUGCAUUGAACCUUCUUUGGAAACGCUGGAUAGCAGAGGUUCUAAGAACUUUAAGCUUGCAAAUUAUUCAGCAACCAAGAAGCAUAAUUUCUAUUUCGUUGCUACUUGAUAAUUCUAGAUUAACAAAAACUAUCUGGAAUAAUGUUCAUUACCAAAGGCCAUUUUAUUUUAUAUUGUUGGUAAAACAGGAAAUUAGAGUUCUGAGAACGUAAAAGUUUAAGUCUCCAAAAAUUAGUAGUUACAAAAAUUUGAUUGUACAAAAAGCAGCUGAAAUGAUUUUCUCUAUUAUUGGCCAACUUAUUAUUAUCAGCUUCUCAUGCUAAAUUUAUAUUUUUGGCAAAGAAAAGCAGAUGUUCUCAGAGCUGCAGCUGAAGCCUCAUAAAACAAUAAAGAAUAAUUCUAAUUUGGUACUAAUUUAAUUUAACAAAAAGUGUCCUGGAUUAAACUUCUCUUGAACAGCUUCAUUUUCUAGAUUUAUUAUGGAUUUCGCUUAUCCUUGGAAAUAUAAACAAAUAAAUAGAUUUAAAAAUAUUACAAUACCAAAAAAGAUUAGAAACAUUUAGAAUGAUAACAAAUACUAAUUUUUCUGAAUGUUGGAAAGUAAAAAGUAUUUACUAACCUUUUUUUAAACAACUAAUUUUGUUGAAGAGUUAAAUAGGAUAGAAAAUAUAAGCUUCCAAAAGACCUUAACAAAAAUAAUUUAUUUGAGUUGCUAAUUCUGAAGAAGAGUUUGUACUUUAAAGUUUGCCUUUCUGCGGGAAUAAAUUCAGAAGACCACUGGACAAGCCCAAUUAGUGUCAAUUUGUCAGCUGCAUAGACGCGAGUUUGUUGUUAACGUAGAGUGUCCUACAACCUUUCCUUGGUUACUCAUUCGAGAAAGUUCCUUAUUUCGUGUAGCUUGAGUUUGUCCAACCGUUGAGUCCAAAACGCGGAUAGCAAAGUUAAUAUAUAUAGUAUAUACAUAUAUAUAUAUAUAUAGAUAUAUAGAGAUACAUACAUAUAGUCCAAGUAUUAUGUAUUUAGUUGUUGGUCCAUUUUUGAGCAUAUACAGAUGAAUAUACGAAACGAAUAUGAAUAUAUAAA
Molecule: messenger RNA, 3356 nt
Organism: Drosophila gunungcola (fruit fly)
Lineage: Eukaryota; Metazoa; Arthropoda; Insecta; Diptera; Drosophilidae
Exons: 7
Coding region: 482-1864 (460 amino acids)
Biological process (GO): microtubule cytoskeleton organization; protein phosphorylation; intracellular signal transduction
Cellular component (GO): cytoplasm
Molecular function (GO): tau-protein kinase activity; ATP binding; protein serine/threonine kinase activity
Source: RefSeq, a predicted model, not a curated record